UGUCGUCUGUAGCUUUUCCUGAGAAUCACAUGUCGCUCCUCUCAAUCUUCUCUGUACGCCAUUUAAAUUCUGUUUACCUUCUUUUUCCAUGGAAUUCUCAUCUCUUUAGUCUCCACCUUUUCUUUCCGCUCAAUCAUGGUCGCCAAAUACGGUUCGUUCAAGCAUAGUUUUGCCGAGCGGAGGGAGAGGCUGCUUUCCGCUAAGGAAUUCCCCGACCUAGCUUUUGCCGCCUUUCAAACCAUUCAGGAAAACCCUUCUUCUUGUUCUCCCUUUCUCGGAAUCUCCCGUCUCUGGAAAUCAGCCAAGGAUGUUGUUUACGAAGCUUGGCAGAUGGGUGUAUCCGACCCUAGGAAGAUCGUUUUCUCUGCCAAGAUGGGUCUCGCUUUGAUGCUUAUUUCUUUGUUGAUCUUCUUCAAGCAGCCCGUUGAGGAGUUGAGCCGCUACUCUGUUUGGGCGAUCCUCACUGUCGUCGUCGUCUUUGAGUUCAGCAUAGGAGCAACUCUGAGCAAAGGAUUCAACCGUGGAUUGGGCACUCUGUCCGCUGGUGGUCUUGCAUUGGGAAUGGCAGAAUUAUCAGUUCUUGCCGGAGAUUGGGAGGAGGUUGUGGUGGUAAUCAGUAUUUUUAUAACAGGAUUCUUUGCCACUUAUGCUAAGCUGUAUCCCACAAUGAAGCCUUAUGAAUAUGGAUUUCGGGUGUUCUUGUUAACGUACUGCUUCAUAAUGGUGUCGGGGUAUAGAACUAGGGAGUUUAUCCAUACAGCUGUGACUCGAUUCUUGCUCAUUGCUCUUGGUGCUGGUGUUUGUUUGGUGGUUAACAUAUGCAUUUACCCCAUUUGGGCUGGUGAGGAUCUGCACAAUCUAGUAGUGAAAAACUUUGCAGGCGUUGCAGCAUCCUUGGAAGGAUGUGUUGAUAACUACCUUAAUUGUGUUGAGUACGAGAGAAUACCUUCCAAAAUCCUUACAUACCAAGCGUCUGAUGAUCCAUUGUACAAAGGCUACCGGUCAGCUGUUGAAUCUAUGAGUCAAGAGGAAUCUCUGAUGGGAUUUGCAAUCUGGGAACCGCCACAUGGUCGUUACAAGAUGCUUAAAUAUCCAUGGAAGAACUAUGUUCAAGUAGCUGGUGCGCUGAGACAUUGUGCCUUUGCUGUCAUGGCAUUACAUGGGUGUAUACUUUCAGAAAUACAGGCCCCAGCUGAAAGACGACAGGUAUUUGGCAAUGAGCUCCGGAGGGUAGGCUACGAAGGAGCUAAGGUCUUGCGUGAGCUUGGAAACAAGUUAAAGAGGAUGGAAACAUUAGAUUCAGCAACCAUACUUUCUGAGGUACAUGAUGCUGCAGAAGAGUUGCAAAAGAAGAUCGAUGCAAAAUCCUAUCUUCUUGUAAACUCAGAGAGCUGGGAAAUCGGGAAUCGUUCGGAGGACGUCGGACAGCCUCAAGAAUUACUCAACUUGGACGAUGAGGAAACCAGGUUUCGUGAGUACAGGUCCCUCAGUGAAGCUGUGCUGGAUCUCAGGGCCUUCCCAGUCCCGAAAAGCAGCGAUUACACCGUGUCAUCGGACAUGAACUCUAUACAUUCUGCUGCAGUACCGCCCACCAAAAUGUUCAAGAAACUGGGAUCAUGGCCUGCACAGAUUUCAGUCAAACCAAAUGGAGUAAUCCAAGAGGAGUCGAAAACAUACGAAAAUGCAAGUGCAUUGUCACUAGCUACGUUCACAUCUCUCUUGAUUGAAUUUGUAGCGAGGCUUCAAAACCUCGUCGACUCUUUCGACGAGUUAAGUGCGAAAGCUACGUUUAACGACCCCGUGGAAUGGGAAAAUUUGAAAUCUCCCGGGUUUUGGAGGCGGUUCUGCAAUUGUUUUAAGGUAUAGAUAUGUUAGAUAACAGCGGUCGGACAAAAAUGUUGAGAGGAUGAAUCCUAAUGAGUUAGCUACAUAGAAAAUUUGAUAUGCAAAAUAGAUGUAUUUGUAAAACAUCAAUACAAAUAGAAGUCUUCUCAUUUCUCUUAA
Messenger RNA from Cucurbita pepo subsp. pepo (vegetable marrow), 2004 nucleotides. Its product is annotated as aluminum-activated malate transporter 9. Gene Ontology annotation, biological process: malate transport. Lineage: Eukaryota; Viridiplantae; Streptophyta; Magnoliopsida; Cucurbitales; Cucurbitaceae. The record is from RefSeq and is a predicted model, not a curated record.